Messenger RNA from Xenia sp. Carnegie-2017, 498 nucleotides. Its product is annotated as acidic repeat-containing protein-like. The record is from RefSeq and is a predicted model, not a curated record. Lineage: Eukaryota; Metazoa; Cnidaria; Anthozoa; Malacalcyonacea; Xeniidae. Bases 1 to 498 code for a protein of 165 amino acids. The transcript has a single exon.
AUGAGCACGGAAUCCCUCCUGAAACUGCCCCUUCCUGCGGACACCGAGGAUGAUGAUGAUGAUAAUGAUGAAUCGGACAUGGACGACGAGACAAACACGAAUACGAACCUGGAUGGCGAUGAUGAUAAGGAUGCUAAUACUGAUAAUGUUGAUAAUGACGAUAAUGAUGAAAAUGACGAUUACGAUGAUAACGAUGAUAAUGAUGAAAAUGAUCAUAGUGGUGACGACAAAGAGUCACAGCAAUCGGAAGUGGACCAAAUGGACCCAGCCGACUACCUAGACCUUGGCGAGGAUGAAUAUCCCAGCGAUGAUGGUGAUUCCUUCGCUACUGUCUCGAGGCGGAGCUGCCCUUCGCCUGCUCCUCGUCCCGUGCGACUUUCACUCAGGAAAGACAAACGACCUGAGAACCGCAAUGAAUCUGCUGGUGCCGUGGCACACGACGCAGACGCUUUAUAUAAAUUGGCAGUGCUUCCCACCAGGGGCUCUCCAUCUUAUUAA